UCGUCAGUUACUUUGAUUAAAACGUCAUUUGCAGCAACAGUCAUGGACGCGUAUCAAACAGAAGAGGAGACAGCAUUCGUCAUUGAAGAAGUAAGCAAAAUAAUCAAAGAGUCAGUAGAGGCAGCCAUAGGAGGAAAUACCUACCAACACAGCAGAGUGAACCAAUGGACCACCAGUGUUGUGGAGCAGUGCCUUAGUCAACUCAGCAAGCUGGGGAAGCCCUUCAAAUAUAUAGUAACCUGUAUCAUCAUGCAGAAAAAUGGGGCAGGUCUGCAAACAGCCAGUUCAUGCUUCUGGGAUAACUCUACUGAUGGGAGCUGUGCUGUGAGAUGGGAGAACAAGUCCAUGUAUUGUAUUGUCAGUGUCUUUGGCUUGGCUAUCUGAACCAACUUCUAUUUGUGGAACGUUUUGAACUUUUUAAGAACUAGGAUGUUAUGUAAAGACAUUUUGGAUUCAUGUUAAUUUUAUAUUGAUUAAACUGAAUGAAAACAAAA
Messenger RNA from Cheilinus undulatus (humphead wrasse), 494 nucleotides. RefSeq names its product dynein light chain Tctex-type 1b (gene dynlt1b). Gene Ontology annotation, cellular component: cytoplasm; cytoplasmic dynein complex. The transcript is spliced from 5 exons. Gene Ontology annotation, biological process: microtubule-based movement. The coding region runs from base 43 to 384 and encodes 113 amino acids. The record is from RefSeq and is a predicted model, not a curated record. Lineage: Eukaryota; Metazoa; Chordata; Actinopteri; Labriformes; Labridae. Gene Ontology annotation, molecular function: dynein intermediate chain binding.